Pungitius pungitius (ninespine stickleback) is the source of this 2994-nucleotide messenger RNA. It is a transcript of the gene prdm5, whose product is annotated as PR domain containing 5. NCBI's taxonomy places the organism in Eukaryota, Metazoa, Chordata, Actinopteri, Perciformes, Gasterosteidae. The record is from RefSeq and is a predicted model, not a curated record. The transcript is spliced from 16 exons. Gene Ontology annotation, molecular function: protein binding; transcription cis-regulatory region binding. The coding region runs from base 106 to 1917 and encodes 603 amino acids.
AGACACCAAUCCGCCCUUAAACCCCCAACCGUCCAUGCUCGAUCUACGCCGCCGACACGUCCGACAGCCGGGCCAAAUGUCCUCGCGGGAAACGUCUCCCCGGUGAUGACUAUGUUGGGUAUGUACGUGCCGGACCGCUUCUCCCUGAAAGCGUCCCGGGUCCAGGAUGGAAUCGGUCUCUACACGGCGAGGCGCGUCAAAAAGGGGGAGAAGUUCGGCCCGUUUGCGGGGGAGAAGAAGCUGCCCGCGGAGCUGGAGGAGAGCUCGGACACCCGGCUCAUGUGGGAGGUCCGAGGCACCAAAGGAGAUGUUCUGUACAUUCUGGACGCCAGUAACCCGCGGCACGCCAACUGGCUGCGGUUUGUCCACCAGGCGCCUUCGCAGGAGCACAAGAACCUGGCGGCCAUUCAGGACGGAGAGAACAUCUUCUACCUGGCUGUGGACGACAUCGAGACGGACACAGAGCUCCUGAUAGGCUACCUGGACAGCGAUAUGGAGGAGGAGGAGGAGGAGGAAGAGGAGGAGGUCAUCCGAGAUGACGACGAAAACAGUAAAGACGCUAAGCAUCUAGUCGAAAUGGAACUGGUCAUAAAGAAGGAGGACCACCCCUGCUUGCUGUGCGAGAGCAGCUUCCCCAGCGAGGAGAUCCUGGCCGCCCACCUGCAGAGUCUGCACCAGAGGCCCAGCACCGAGGAGAAGGACUUCAAGUGCAAGACCUGCGGCAAGAAGUUCCCCGUGAAGCAGGCCCUGCAGCGCCAUGUUCUGCAUUGCACUGAAUCUCUGGACCCAUCAGGCGACUCUAAAACCCACCAGUGCUCCAUCUGCCACAACACCUUCAGCUCCAUAUCCAGCUUUGAACAGCACAAAGAAGCCUGCAAAGGAGACGCUCGCUUCAUCUGCAAAGCAGAGAGCUGCGGCAAGAGAUUCAAGAGCAAAGACGCCCUGAAGAAGCACAAAGGAAACGUUCACACGGGCAGCGCACGUCGGAAGCUCACGUGCACCAUAUGCAACAGGAAGUGCUCCUCCUCCCUGAACCUGCAGGAGCACCGCAAGGUUCACGAGAUCCUCGACUGCCACGCAUGUGACAAGAAGUUCAUCUCCACCAACCAGCUGAAGCGUCACAUGAUCACGCACUCCGAGAAGCGUCCGUACACCUGCGAGAUCUGCAGCCGCUCCUUCAAGCGCUUGGACCAGGUGACGGCCCACAAGAUCAUCCACAGCGAGGACAAGCCCUACAAAUGCAAGCUGUGCGGGAAGGAGUUCGCCCACCGCAACGUGUACAAGAACCACAAGAAGACCCACUCGGAGGAACGACCCUUCCAGUGUGAGGAGUGCAAAGCGCUGUUCCGCACGCCGUUCUCUCUGCAGCGCCACCUGCUCAUCCACAACAGUGAGAGGACGUUCAAGUGCGACCAGUGCGACGCCACCUUCAAGAGGAAGGACACGCUCAACGUGCACAUCCAGGUGGUGCACGACGGCCACAAGAAGUACAAGUGUGACCUGUGUGAGAAGGCCUUCGUCACGCCGUCGGUCCUCAAGAGCCACAAGAAGACACACACAGGAGAAAAAGAGAAGAUCUGCCCGUACUGCGGCCAGAAGUUUGCCAGCAACGGCACGCUGAGGGUCCACAUCCGCAGCCACACAGGCGAGAAGCCGUACAAAUGCAGCGAGUGCAACAAGGCCUUCAGCCAGAAGAGAGGACUGGACGAGCACAUGAGGACCCACACGGGAGAGAAACCUUUCCAGUGUGACGUGUGCGACCUGUCGUUCAGCCUGAAGAAGAUGCUCAGCAGGCACAAGCUCACGCACAACCCCAACCGGCCCAUGGCCGAGUGCCAGCUGUGCCACAAGAAGUUCACCAGGAACGACUACCUCAAAGUACACAUGGAGAACGUGCACGGGGAGACGGAGAGCUAGCGCGCCUCAUCAGAGCCACCUGCACAGGGAGCAGGGGACGCACUCGGCCGGGGUUCCAUGGCAGAAGCAAAGGCUGCACGCAGAGGACGCCAAAGACCUUCAGGACCGCACUCCUGUUCUUGUGUUUUUUUUCCAUGUUUACACCUGACGCUCCAGCGCGUUUGACGUUUAGACUGCGCAGAGCAAGCCUGCGGUCCACGCCGCUCCGAUUCAAAGGUUCAAGUAUUAAAGCAGGCUGGCAGAGCAGAACCUCCCCCCCGAACACGCUAAUCCUGACCAGCUACCAAAUGUAAAGCAGAGGUUUGUAUUUACACCACGGUCAGAGUGCAUAAACACGCCGUGUCUUUCAUGUUUUUUGUAGGUGACCCUGAACGUAACCACGACGCAGUCUGCGUUUGGGCACGAGAGGCCGAUGGUGAAACACUAAACGCUCAGAACGUUUCUCCAUCAUGCGUGCUCCUUCACUUCAGUUCAAAGUUGUUAAAGUCGUUGUUUGCUUCUGAAACCGUGGACCGUUUUUCCCGCGAUGCGCCGCGCGGCACGUUUUGGGAGUUCCGCGGUACGAAUGAGUGCAGGAGGGCAGAGAAAGUCCAUUAGAAGAAGCUCCAACAAACACAACCCCCCCCCCCCCCCCCCCUCCCCCAGGAGACCCAUGUUUCUGUCCCGGGUGGAACCAGAAGUGGACGAGGGAUUUAUGUGUUACAUUAGGUGAAGUAAGGGCCAUUAUUUAUUUACUCUAGUUGUAUAACCCCAAUCGCUUCACAGCGUUCUAAACGUGGACACUCAACGUCUCCCGUGGCAACGGACUCCUUUCAUUUUUCCACAUCUUCUCUAAUUUAAAAAAGGAGGUCCUGAAUGACCGUGAGGAGAAGCUGCUUGGGUUCUCUAGUGAUCGGAGGUGCCUUUAAAAACGACAUGUCUGUUUGCCAUCCAGCCUUUUGGUGCUUAAAGUGUUGCUGUUUGUGUGUCCCAAGUUCUCCUCGGGACCAAAGGAACAUCCAAAGUACUGUUUGACCACAUGAUGUUUUAUUGAUGGUGAUAUUGUGUAAGUUGUUCUUUGCUGAUCAUUGUUCAAUA